This is a messenger RNA of Gloeophyllum trabeum ATCC 11539, 3469 nucleotides long. Its product is annotated as chromosome condensation complex protein. The transcript is spliced from 19 exons. The coding region runs from base 77 to 3337 and encodes 1086 amino acids. Gene Ontology annotation, biological process: mitotic chromosome condensation. The record is from RefSeq and is a predicted model, not a curated record. NCBI's taxonomy places the organism in Eukaryota, Fungi, Basidiomycota, Agaricomycetes, Gloeophyllales, Gloeophyllaceae. Gene Ontology annotation, cellular component: condensin complex; condensed chromosome.
CAAAGCUCGAGCUCUACCAGAACAUUUACCGCACUGCUUCACGGUGUGGAGAUACAGCUGACAUUCAGUUGAAGGGAUGCCUGCGCGCACUCUAUCAUCACUCGAGGAAAUAUCCUCUUCUAUCCCGAAAAUCUUCGACCAAGCACAAGUAUCCACAGCUAACCAUCAGAAGAACUACGUCGCCCUAUACAAACUCCACCUCGAGGCUUCUAAGCACACGGAACCGAUUAACAAGGGAAGGACAGUCAAACAUGUCGGACAGAAAGCAUUUGAAGACGUUGUGGUGGAAAUGACAAGUCGUUUGCUGCCGCUGAAGAAAGGGACGACCGUGGCGGACAGGAUCGUAAAGUUUAUUGGAGGCUAUGUGAGGUUUAUGAAUGAGAAAGUCCUCGAGGAGCGCAAGAAAAAUGGCGGCGACGCGGACGAAUACGACGAUACGCCCGCUUCACGCUUUGCGAGCAGAAUGCUCAAAUUCCUCCUCAAGGGGUUCCUCGCCAAGGACAAGAAUGUCCGUUAUAGGGUCGUGCAGAUCCUUGCCGAAGUAGUGUCGCAUAUGGGUGAACUUGACGAGGACUUGUAUACCCAAAUACGCGAGUCUCUUCUUGACCGCCUACGCGACAAGGAGCCCUUCGUGCGCGUGCAAGCGGUCAUAGGAUUGGCGAAGCUGUAUGGCACGGAAGACCCUGCCGACCUCGAAGACGGCGAACCGCCGGUCGUCGAAGUACUCCUCGACACCUUGGCGCACGAUCCCUCUGGCGACGUCCGCCGGGCCGUCCUAGUUAACGUGCACAUCAACCAGGCGACUCUGUCCUACAUCCUAGCCAGGAGCCGCGAUACCGACGCCAUCAUCCGCAAGCUCUUCUACACUCUGCUCGAGAGCAACUGCGUGCCCCCCGACGACUCCAACGGGCUGGGCAUUACGGACCCGCGAGUCCUCUCCAUCGCGCAGCGUGAGCUAAUCGUGCGGAACGGCCUGGGCGACCGCGAGCCGUCCGUGCGCAGCGCUGCGGCCAAGCUGAUCGUCACCUGGCUGGAGGUGGUCGGGGAGAAGAUGGAGGGCGACGAGCCCGCGAAGGAGGUCAUCGCGUUCCUGCGGCUAUUCGACCUCGCCGAGACCGGGAUUGCGGAAGACGCGCUUAGGAGUGUCUUUGCUUCCCGAGUCGAUAUCUUUGAUAACGUGGAAUUUGGAGACCAGUACUGGGCGGAUUUGACGCCCGAGAAGGCGUUUCUCGCCCGCGUCUUCGUUGAUCACUGCAUCUCCACCAAGGACGACGCAAGGCUCGAGUCGGCGCUGCCUGUCGUCACACUCCUUGCCUUCAGAAUCCAGUCGACGUACAACGAUCUGAUGGAGCAGAUUCAGGACGACGAGGAGCAGAAGUUCCUCCGCGGUGAAGACCACGAAGAUGAUGAGGAGCGCGCCAGAAAGGAGGAUGAGAGGAUGGACAAGGAGUUCGUCAUUGGCGAGAUGCUGAGGUUGGCGGUGAACUUGGAUUAUGCGGAUGAGAUUGGGAGGAGGAAGAUGUUCCAGCUCGUUCGCGAUAUGAUAUCCCAGGAGACUCUGCCCGAGAGCCUGCUGUCACGCUGUCUGGACGUUCUGCGGAAGCUGUCGCCGAACGAGCGCGACCUCAUCCGCCUCGUUGUUGAAGUAGUCCACGAAUUACGAGAUCCUGAGAUGGAAGAGAAGGAAGCCAGUGCCGGCGACGAUGGCGAGACAACCUACGCGGAGACGCCCAUGACAGUCAGGACUGUCAGAGCUGCCCCGAAGCCACCUUCCGAGAUGACGCCAGAAGAGAAAGCUCAGGCAGACGCUAUAGACCUCCGGUGUCUGGCAUUAUGCAUAGGGAUGCUUGAGCGAGUCAACGGGACCUUCGAGGAAAACUCCACGCUUGAAGGUAUUCUGGGCGAGUUGAUUAUCCCUGCAGUCAAGCGUAAGGAGCUGGCCUUGAGAGAGAAGGGUCUUGUCAGCCUUGGACUGUGUUGCCUCAUCGCUAGACGCAUGGCCCUCAACUCCUUCCAACUUUUCUUGAGUCAAGUACAGUCUGCACCGGAGUUGCUCAAGAUCCGCGUCCUACAGAUCAUCUUCGAUAUUCUCAUGGUGCAUGACCGCGAUUUCUUGGGCAAUGAAGGCGUGGCGGGCGACCGGAUUAUCGAAUUCCUCCUCCAGAUAUGGGGUAAUGAGGAAUCCGAGAAAGUUCAGGCCUUGAUGUGUGUCGGUAUUGCGAAAUUGAUGCUAUCCGGCAUGGUGACCGAUGAGAGGGUUCUCAAGAGCCUCGUCUUCGCCUACGUCUCCCCAGAGACGGCAGGAAAUCAGGAACUCCGCCAGUGCCUAUCGUACUUCUUCCCUGUAUACUGCUAUUCGUCCCCGGCGAAUCAGCGCAGGAUGCAGAAGAUCUUCAUUCCGAUCUUCGAAGAGCUCUCGCAAGUGUACAAGGAGCUUGACGAUGACCGAGAGAUGAUUUCGCCCGCGAACGUAGUAGCCAUGUUCGUCGAUUGGACGGAUCCCCAGAAAGCUGUUGCCGUCCGCGGACAGGCAGCAGAUGAUAAGAUCCACUUCGAUAUGGCCACCGAGAUCGUUCGGACGCUUUACAGCAAGGACAUGGAGAAGGAUGAAAAGAAGGUCCUCUGCCAAUCCUUAUCCAAGCUGUACAUACCCGACGUCGUGGACGACGAUCAGAUCCGCACUUUGAAGCUACUCAUGCACAAUCUGGCAUCCCGACGACCUCUGAAGGAUACGACCGCCAAUAACGCCCUCACCCGUUUUGAUGCAGCCAUCUCGAAGAAGUUCGAGAAGCAGCUCGAAGACUUCGACGAGGAGCAGUACAGGGAGCUCGAGAGCCUGAAGGAGCUAUUCGAAUUCCUCGACGACAUCAUCCCGGAGAGCGACGAGGAUGAGCAGGACACUCCCGUGCCGAAGAAGCGGGCGACGCGGAAACGUCGCUCACAGAGCGUCGCUUCUACGGCGACGGCUGAGACCACGGAUAGGGAGGAGUCGGCAACGCCCUCGGCUGAGAACAGUCGGAAAGGCAAGGGCAAGAAACGGGCCCGCCUUUCCACUGAGACUGAUACCGAUAGCAAUGCCACUGAGGAAAUUCCCUCUCGAGCGAUGCCUGCCAGAACCGCGCGGACCAAGGCAAAGAGCAAAGUUGCCGCGCAGCAGGCUGAUCGUGACGAGUCUACUCCGGAGCCCCCCAGCAGAAAACGUGCUUCAAAGAAAGCAGAGGAGGCGAGGCUGGACGAGGAGAUUGACGGCCUCCUCGAUGGUGACGAGCCAGACUCGAUUAUGGACUCGGACGAAGAUGAAGAGGAGGAGGUCGGUGAAUUGCUCGAAGCGGAGUGAGGGAAGAGGCUUGGGCAGACGUAUAUUUAUCGUUCAUGUAUGACUAUGUAUCCACAUCUACCCUGCUGAUUCGUUUGGACCUUGUCCUUUCUCAUUUGGAAAGUGCUAAUCUCCCGCGGUUUCAACCCACGC